Mus musculus (house mouse) is the source of this 645-nucleotide messenger RNA. Its product is annotated as predicted gene, 46426. The record is from RefSeq and is a predicted model, not a curated record. The annotation marks the transcript as partial. The transcript is spliced from 2 exons. NCBI's taxonomy places the organism in Eukaryota, Metazoa, Chordata, Mammalia, Rodentia, Muridae.
AUGACUAAAGUGAACUUGGAACCAUGUCAUAAAAGAACCCAUACUGGAGAGAAACCUUAUGAAUGUAAUCAAUGUGGUAAAGCCUUUUCCUCUCACAGUAGUCUCAGAUAUCACAAAAGAAACCAUACUGGAGAGAAACCUUAUGAAUGUAAUCAAUGUGGUAAAGCCUUUUCCUGUCACAGUAGUCUCAGAUUUCAUAAAAGAACCCAUACUGGAGAGAAACCUUAUGAAUGUAAUCAAUGUGGUAAAGCCUUUGCAAGACCUGCUUAUCUCCAACAUCAUAAAAGAACCCAUACUGGAGAGAAACCUUUUGAAUGUAAUCAAUGUGGUAAAGCCUUUGCAAGACACGCUCAUCUCCACGGUCAUAAAAGAACCCAUACUGGAGAGAAACCAUAUGAAUGUAAUCAAUGUGGUAAAGCCUUUUCCUGUCACAAUAGUCUCACAUAUCAUAAAAGAACCCAUACUGGAGAGAAACCUUAUAAAUGUAAUCAAUGUGGUAAAGCCUUUGCAAGACCUGCUUAUCUCCAACAUCAUAAAAGAACCCAUACUGGAGAGAAACCUUAUAAAUGUAAUCAGUGUGGUAAAGCCUUUGCAAGACCCAGUCAUCUCCACUGUCAUAAAAGAACCCAUACUGGAGAGAAACCU